AUUAAUUUCAUUUACAAGUUUUUGUGUUUUCUUUUUCUGUUCUUAUUAAAUUUUAUUUUUUCCUCAUUAAUAAUUACACUUUCCUUCAUAAAUAUUAUCACCUAGACAAGUGUUAAUAAGUUAAUAAUUUCAUAUUUGUGUAAAUUAUAUUAAUUUGCUUAAGUAAAAGCAAAAAAACAUGGAUAAAUUGCGUCGAGUUUUAAGCGGUGAUGAUCGCACACCCGAAGAAGAAAGCAGCAUAAUAACACAGAUCAAUGAUAUGUCAACUUUAAGUUGGUCUACGCGCAUUAAGGGGUUUUGUAUAUGUUUUGUUUUGGGCAUAGUUUUAUCCCUAUUGGGUUCUAUAGCUCUAUUUCUACAUCGUGGUCUAGUGGUAUUUGCGGUAUUCUAUACGCUAGGUAACAUUAUAUCAAUGACCAGUACUUGUUUUCUCAUGGGUCCUUUUAAUCAAUUGAAAAAAAUGUUUUCUGAUACGCGUUUAAUAGCCACAUGCAUUGUUAUAUUUUCUCUUAUCAUGACUUUAAUAGCAGCCAUUGUGUUACAUAAACCCGGCUUGACCUUAAUUUUUAUUAUUAUACAAUCAUUAGCUAUGACUUGGUAUUCUUUAUCAUACAUACCGUAUGCUAGAGAUGCUGUUAAGAAGACUGUUUCUGCUUGUUUGGAUGUUUAAGUUCUUAUUUUUUUGUAUUAAAUUUACAAAUUUUUUCUUCUUAAUUUUUGCACAAUUAUUAAUCAUAUUUAUAGAUUUAUUAUUACAUAAUGCCAUUUUUA
Lucilia cuprina (Australian sheep blowfly) is the source of this 771-nucleotide messenger RNA. RefSeq names its product vesicle transport protein SFT2B. The transcript has 4 exons. The record is from RefSeq and is a predicted model, not a curated record. Bases 179 to 670 code for a protein of 163 amino acids. Gene Ontology annotation, cellular component: membrane. Gene Ontology annotation, biological process: vesicle-mediated transport. Lineage: Eukaryota; Metazoa; Arthropoda; Insecta; Diptera; Calliphoridae.